Molecule: messenger RNA, 2083 nt
Organism: Harpegnathos saltator (Jerdon's jumping ant)
Lineage: Eukaryota; Metazoa; Arthropoda; Insecta; Hymenoptera; Formicidae
Product: UPF0047 protein YjbQ
Exons: 4
Coding region: 380-892 (170 amino acids)
Source: RefSeq, a predicted model, not a curated record
GUGUCGUGCACGCCGCCGCCAUUUGCAAUCGCUCGCCAAGGGCUAGCGCACGGCAGGUACGGCACACGCGGUCGCCGUCCCACGCCGUCCGCCCCUCUCAAGCCUAUCGUCCUCGCGAUCUCGCGAUGCUCCAUUCCGAGUCCGCCAUCCGCUAUAAUGUCCGCCGUUGAUCGCAGCGUAUAGCGCUCGGCAGAUCAGUUUGCGGCGUGCACGAUGGACUACUUGUAACCGUCGCCGAAUGGAGCCUCUCGUCGGCCACCUGGAAUAGCCCGUCGCGCUGUUCUACCACGUACCAAAGACCAGCCAGGAGUUGUUCGUAUCCUCUCUUCCGCGCCACCCCCUCGCCCGUUUGCCUUGCACAGUUCAUCCCCACGCAGACAUGGCCUCCUCCAACCGCGGUAUCCAGAUCGGCUCCGGCUGGUUUCAGACCAAGAUCAAUCUCAGGCCGCAGCAUCGAGGUGUUCAUCUCGUCACCGAGGAGAUCCUCAGGCAGGUCCCUGAGCUCUGCCAAUUUUCCAUUGGCCUCUGCCAUAUUCAGAUUCUCCAUACCUCGGCUAGUUUAGCAUUAAAUGAGAGUUGGGAUCCUGAUGUGAGAGAUGAUAUGGAGAUGAUGCUUAACAAAAUAGUUCCUGAGGGAUUGGAGUAUAGGCAUAGCUGUGAAGGGCCUGAUGAUAUGCCAGCACAUGUAAAGGCCUGCUUUCUCGGCUCCUCGUUAAGUAUCCCAAUUACGGAUGGUAAACUGGCGCUGGGCACAUGGCAGGGUAUUUGGUUUUGUGAACACCGGAACCACGCUGGUAGCCGCAAAUUGGUGGUGACGCUGACCGGCGUCUUAAGGGACUCUGCGCGCAGCCCUCUCAGCCCGGUCAGCCCCAUCGCCUCUACUAGCAGCUAGGACCACUCGCACCCCCGAAGGCGUGGCAAACGUCAGCCGCGCGCGUCCACCUCGAGCGACUCGAGCUAGCAGCCGCUUCAAGCCCUAGUCAACUUCUAAGAGUACAAUCCAUUGAGGAAGAAUGAGCCGGAUAUCUCGCGGAUCCAACUAUUGCUCGGAGAGAAACAGCAGUAAUCAAGCAUAAACCUCGAUGAGCAAGUGGACACACCAGAGCGCACGUUCACAAAUUCUGUGCGUGUGCGCGUGUGUUACCUGGAUUUCGUUCAUGUCUCUGAUGUCAUUCCGCAAGGAUGUUCCUUGUUCGAGUGACUGACGAGCCGUUGAGGUUGUUGCACAAGUUCUCCGUAGAGCCAGAAACUCGAAGGAUCUCGAGGAGUCACAUGUUGUCUUGUUCUUGUAAUACGGAUUAAUUCAGAUUUUAACGAAAUACCGCUAAAAACCGCUUAGGUGAUCGUGUUGACGGAUCGUUAGACGUCUGAAUUUAAUACCCGAGGAUCCAGGAGCUAAGAUAUCUCAGGCAUUUCCUCGAAUGCAGAAAGAAAAGUGAAAAGUCUCAAAAACUCGGGGGAUGUUAUCCACGGAAGCCGGAACCUUUGCAACAACUCAGAAUGCCCCACUCGUUCCUUCAUUUCCGGUUUUCUGGCUCACGUUGAUCAGGUGGGACAUCUGGUAUAUCACACGAAUAAUAAUAAUAAUAAUAUAAUAAAGCGAAGAUAUAGGAGAUAGAGGAAAGGAGAAACGGAAAAAAACUGCCACGGCGAACAUGCGUAUCUUACGCGUCGCACGUAAAUAAAACGAAUUAAAUGCGAGUAUCCAGCGCUCUUUCGCCUUGCUCUUGAAGAGAGAAGAAAGCGAAAAGCGGGAAAGGCACAUUCUGUGGAAAGCAAUUGGAGAGAAAAAAGAAGAACGAAUCUAUGCAUUCCGAUAACUCGUCCAAUACUCCGAAUUUACGUAGCUUUAUUUAGGAGAUCCUUUUGUAUAAAUGAAGUUGAUGGACACGAGCAGCCGUGCGAGAACUCGCAUCCUUUUUUACACUCGGCUAUCUUUGAGCUAUUACAAAACACUAGAAACGAAAAGGAAAAAUUAAGAGAAUUAAAAGAAGAAAGUAAGAGAAUUAAAAGAAAAAAAGAGGGUAAGAGGAGUGAGAGAGAGAGCGUGAGAUACGCGUUGCGAACUUUCUGACUCGUCGCU